UGCUAAUUUUUCUCCUCAUAAAAAUCUCCGCUUCCUCUCCCUCACUCAGUAGUCAAUAGCCUUCCAAAUCUCCCUCCGGCGACCUUUACUCUUCGGAGAAGUUUUCCGGUGAUAUUCUUUGGCCAAUUCUUAAGUUUUAUCAUCGUUUUCAGUUCAUUUCCAGUGUAUCGUUGACUUUAAUUUCAAGUAGCCUCUAUUAACAGAGUGGACUUCAAGUGAAUUGCCUUUUGCUUCAUUCAGAAUUUGAAUUUUGUGUUUUCAAAACUCAAAAGGUUUUUAACAUUAUUGAAGUUUUAGUCGCAAAUUCUGUGGUAAUGGCGGAUUCUGACAAUGAAUCGGGAGGGCACAGAGAAAGCUCGCCGCGAGAGCAGGACCGGUUCCUCCCAAUCGCGAACGUGAGCCGUAUCAUGAAGAAGGCGCUCCCGGCGAACGCGAAGAUUUCGAAGGACGCCAAAGAGACGGUUCAGGAGUGCGUGUCGGAGUUCAUCAGUUUCAUCACCGGCGAGGCAUCGGACAAGUGCCAGCGAGAGAAGAGGAAGACGGUCAACGGCGACGACUUGCUGUGGGCCAUGACUACGCUGGGCUUCGAAGACUACGUGGAGCCCUUGAAGGGUUACCUGCAGAGGUUUCGGGACAUGGAAGGGGAGAGAACCGCCAUGGUUGGACGGCAAGAGAGAGAGAGCAGCAGCGGCGGCGGCGGCAAUGGCGGUUAUGCCGGAGAGAGUGGUGUGUAUGGCAUGAUGAUGGGUCAGCAUCAUGGGCACAUAUACGGGUCUGGAGCUUAUAAUCCGAUGGGUGGUGGAGGAUCCGGGAAUCCAGGGUCGGGUUACAUCGGCUCCGGGGCCCCGCCAGCCGCUGAUAGGCCUAGCCGCCUAGGUAGCUAGCUCUACUUGGACUACCUCACUACCAUACCACCAUGCUUGGUGGAAAUGCAGAACAAAAAAAAAAAAAAAACUACCCUCAUUCAAUUUUUUUGAAUCAAAUCUUAAAUUAUUUUAAAAUUGAUUGAUCAAACCAUGAAUUGACCAAUUGUAUUACAAAAUAGUAAAGAUUUGAUACAAAAUAUACUAUGCAAAUUGUAUUAUCCUUUAAAAAUGCAUAAAGUUUUUAUGUA
This is a messenger RNA of Ipomoea nil (Japanese morning glory), 1114 nucleotides long. Its product is annotated as nuclear transcription factor Y subunit B-3-like. The record is from RefSeq and is a predicted model, not a curated record. Gene Ontology annotation, biological process: regulation of transcription by RNA polymerase II. Lineage: Eukaryota; Viridiplantae; Streptophyta; Magnoliopsida; Solanales; Convolvulaceae. Gene Ontology annotation, cellular component: nucleus; CCAAT-binding factor complex. The transcript has 2 exons. Bases 315 to 884 code for a protein of 189 amino acids. Gene Ontology annotation, molecular function: DNA-binding transcription activator activity, RNA polymerase II-specific; RNA polymerase II cis-regulatory region sequence-specific DNA binding; protein heterodimerization activity.